Molecule: messenger RNA, 4110 nt
Organism: Acipenser ruthenus (sterlet)
Lineage: Eukaryota; Metazoa; Chordata; Actinopteri; Acipenseriformes; Acipenseridae
Product: protein FAM124A-like
Exons: 4
Coding region: 166-1830 (554 amino acids)
Source: RefSeq, a predicted model, not a curated record
CUAAGUGAAGGCAAGCCUGUUGCACGGGCAGGGCUGCUGAGAAUAGCGAUGAGUAUACAACCCGGACUGCUUUGGGGCGGCGGGCACAAAAAAGACACUGUUGUUUAUGGGAAAGCGUUUGUUAGUUGUACAGCAUGCGCGUAAGACCUGUUUUAAUCGUCUGAAAUGGAAAAUAACCUAACCGAAGAUGAGUGUGUGGAUUCGGGAGCCGAAACAGCAGGGUCUGACUUCAGCCCCAUGUCUUCCACUUGUAGUGAAUUGUCCAUGGGCGAUGUGCAGGACCCAUUUCUGGUUAGCGUCCAUAUCAUCACUGACCCGGGGAACGGCAGGACCCUCCAGAAAGCCAUUGAUAAAGUGCUGGCCUGGAUCCGCCCGGACCUGCAGCUUUUCCGUGUCUCUGAGCGAGGCUGCUGGAAGAAGCCAGAAAGGUGCAGGACUGGAAUCGUGUUCCAGCCCUCACUGGCCAUCAUCCUGUUCUUGCAGGAGGAGUACGGAGAGGAGCAGUUCCAGCAGCUCCACCAGUCCCUCCGACGCCCGCCUUGGCAGUACCACCACACGGAGAGAGUGAACGGCCGCAUGUUGCCCUACAUGCCCUGCAACCAGGACUUCUUCACCCUGUCCAACAGCACCCCACUGUGGGCCAUCCGUCAGGUGCACUAUGGCAAGGAGAUUGUGCGCUUCACUAUCUACUGCAGCCACGAGAACUUUGUGGACAUGGUGAAGAUGUACCAGUUGAUCCUCGAGAAGGAGGUGUCCCAGAAAAAGGGGGAUUUCUGCUUCUUCAUUGUGUACUCCAACAUGGACAUGCAGAUCCAGCUCUCUCUGAAGAGGUUCCCCAAGGACCAGUACCCCACCCCCACCGAGUCUGCAAUCAUCGAGUUCCGCGUCAAAGAGAUCGGCCAGCUGGUCCCCCUGCUCCCCAAUCCCUGCACCCCCAUUAGCGCUGUCCGCUGGCAGACGGAAGACUAUGAUGGAAACAAGAUUCUUUUACAGGUCCGAGGCUCAUCCAGAAACUCCCAUCGGAGGCCCACUCUUUCUCAGCUCGACCCCCAGCUGGAGUCAUCCUACACAGCACCGGCCACAAACACUCACCGUGGCCGGGGGCCUGCUUCCUACCGAAACAAACGCUACCAAAAGCUGCAGCCACCCUCCCACUCCAAACAGCACCACCGGCUCUCCCAGCAGGACUUGUCCAGCUCUUGCCAGGGCGACGACAGCAGCCAGAGGACCAGCAGCACUUCUGAGACCUCCUGGACGGUACAGAGGAGCUGCUCCCUGUACUGCCUGCCAACUGUCAGACACUCCCCAUCCCCAGCCCCCUCGCUGCUCUCCAGCAGCUUCUCCAACAGGACUGCAGCCUUCCGCUUCAACAUCGACAACCUGGAGGAUGCUGAGGAGACAGACGUGGACACUGGGCUGAAGCUUACCAGCUCCGACAUGUCUGUGGUCUCUGCCUACACCAGACUGGCUGCUAAUUUCCAGUCGUUUUCUUCUCCCGACAAGGUCUACAGACACCCUCCGAGAGCCAUACCCCUUCGGACGCGGCCUCUUUCAAUGCAUAACAACCCUCUCCCUUCCUACUCCGGCCUCUCCUGCAGCUCUCUCCCUUCUCUCUCGGAUAUCUCCUUCUGCGGCUCCUCUUGCCCCUCGUCUCUCAAACCGCAGCGGCCUCAAAGCGCGUCCAGCCCCUCGCACAGACUGACCCCCCCGGCCCUUAGGCACUCUGGAGACAGCGGACACGGCACAGAGACCGAGAGCAUCACCCUCCGACAACAAGUCGGAAGUCACGAACCGCCAGAGGAGGAUCCUGAGCAGGAAUUCUACAUCUAGAAUGCUGACCUGCCACUAAUGUUGUAAAAAGCUCAGGCUCCACUUUGGUAUCCUGUUCCCACCAUUGCCAGGAUAUGUUUUGUUUGGGAGCUACCCUUUUAAACAUGAAUAAUGUUUAAAAACUGCAUUGUAUAGUUAUAUUGUACAAAACACUAUUGCGAAAUGAUAUUAUUGGAGUAAUAGAAUGUUGUAUAGAUUAUCAUAGCAUUCUAGUUUUCAUAUUCUUAAAUACUGAUUUUUACAGAUAUUCAAAAACUGUUGUCCUGUUUUGCAGAUUAUUUUUCCACAAACACCCCCAACACAGGUUAUAUUUAGUGUCUUUCAAAAAUUGGAUCAACAUGCCUUUUUGCCAAGCCUUUCCUUUGUCUGCCUUUGGUAUGAAAGGCUCACACACUGAGGCCUAAGGACCAGUGAUUAGGGCAGAGGAUCAGAAGGCAGGAGACCUUGGGAUCAAACCACAGCUCUGUGACUGUCCCUCCUUAGUCAGGUGUCGCCUGGCCACAAAACUGAGCAAAACUGGACUGAAGACAAGACAAACUGUGAAAUGUGCUAGGGUUUAAUCACAGGCUGAUUAUUUGAUCUGUACAGCACUAAAAAUAAAUACAUUCCAAGCUGUGCUGCCAGGGCAUACUUACUGCAGACUAUAGGAAUAUUUUAUACCACCUACAAUUUAUAUUUAAUUCCUUAACUGCUUAACCGUUUGUUGGUAAAUGUUUGGUGGCUUUGUCUAAUCAAGUUGAGAGUGUAUUUCUCACUCACUCUUUGCUUCGUCAGGGUCUGUCCGACAAAGACUGCAAGAUAAAGGUGUCUGCCAAAUAAAUAAAGAAAACUGUAAUAAUAAAGUACGCUCUCAACUUGAGUAGAAGUAGCCACUGAAAACUUACAAACAUAAAAGUCUAAAUCUAACUAAAAAACAGAUGAAAACCUGAUAUUAACGUACUUAAUCUGUUCUUAUAGAACCUGUUGUGGUUUAAACAUUUAGAAUGCUUUGUCAUUGACAUUCUGAGUGUGAGUGCUACACUCUCAGUGAAAUUAUAAGUGUAGAUGCUGCUAAUAGGUUCCAGUGGGCACAUGCUUUAUAAUGACUAUACAGCAACAAUGUUUCUUUUGAACCAGUUGUGAAUUUCUGUGAUGUGGUUUCAGAAAUCAAACCACCAGUGUGUGCAGCUAUAAUAUCUGCGCCGCUUACAACUGUGGAAACUGGGAGUUAGUAAAUGGGAAAGCUCUAUACAAAUGUAAAGUACCCCUUUAAGGGCUAUGGGGGAGACUGCUCACUGCAGACAGAAAUAAAGAGGGUGUGGCCCGCACAACGUGCAGGAAUCAGCUGAUUUAUUUCACUUGCAGAAACAAGUCAACACGGUCAGUGUGAAGAGCGUAGGAGAAUCACAAGCAGGAAACUCAGAAAGGUCAGCUGGAAAGCUUGUAAAGAAGAUUGGGUAAUUGGUCUGGACCGUAAAUAAACCAAUCAAUAAAUAUAAGCAGUACUAUGGAGUAGCAGUUUGGGCUUCUGGGGGUACAGUGCACGUUGUUAUGCUUUCAUGCACAAGGAAUAAUCCUCCUUAUGAAUUUAGCUGAGCGAGAGCUAAUGGAUGAGGAGGAUGGAGGAAGACAACACUGACCACAGAGAGAGGCAGGAAGUUUGGGUUUAAAUACAGGAUCAUUUCUAUUGUGCGGUUUUAUUUUUGUAAGUUAAAGCCCUGGCUUCACUGUUUGCAGGUAGGAUUCACGCCUCUAAAUCUUACACAUCCAAUGUUCCACAUUGUUUAACAUACACACUGUUACACAUCCAAUGUUCCACAUUGUUUAACAUACACACUGUUACACAUACAAUGUUCCACAUUGUUUAACAUACACACUGUUACACAUACAAUGUUCCACAUUGUUUAACAUACACACUGUUACACAUACAAUGUUCCACAUUGUUUAACAUACACACUGUUACACAUACAAUGUUCCACAUUGUUUAACAUACACACUGUUACACAUACAAUGUUCCACAUUGUGUAACAUACACACUGUUACACAUACAAUGUUCCACAUUGUUUAACAUACACACUUUGGAGCUUUUAGGGAAUGUAAAGCAGCUGACCUUCCUCAAAACCAAAUGCGCAUGCUUUCUAAAUUCCUCUGGUGUCAUACAUCAUACUGCCUCUUACUUUCCGUUGGUGUGUAGAAGUGUGCUUUGUAUAUUUAAGUUGCAUUCGUUUUUCAAAUGAACAGUUUCAAGGCAUGUAGUUAAUCAAUUGAUAAAUAAAGUCAAAUUGUGCUGCUGAGCAAUAA